Messenger RNA from Diachasma alloeum, 2168 nucleotides. RefSeq lists its product as uncharacterized. The record is from RefSeq and is a predicted model, not a curated record. Lineage: Eukaryota; Metazoa; Arthropoda; Insecta; Hymenoptera; Braconidae. The coding region runs from base 119 to 1636 and encodes 505 amino acids. The transcript has 3 exons. Gene Ontology annotation, cellular component: nucleus. Gene Ontology annotation, biological process: regulation of transcription by RNA polymerase II. Gene Ontology annotation, molecular function: DNA-binding transcription factor activity, RNA polymerase II-specific; transcription cis-regulatory region binding.
UGCUGUACUAUUCUCAGCAAAUUUUGGAGCAGAUUAAAAAAAACAAGAUGAUUCGCUUGUUUUCCGGGUGAACAGCCGGUGAAUUAUCGCGUAUGAGAUUCUAAAUGUGAGAGUGGACAUGGACGAGGAGAAUUCUAAUCUCCUGAGACUCGUAAAAAUGGUCUGUCCUUCCGCGGAGGAGCUCAGUGUCAUUGUAAACAACGUCAAGUGUAUUCAAUGUGGAUCGAUGUUCAAGAACGAACCGCGGUUACGACUGCACGAUUUGAAGGUUCACCAGAGGAAGAAUCUCGAUAAAACAGUGAAGGAGUGCGUCAGGUACCACUGCCCUGAGCCCUCGUGUGUGUAUUCGCCGGAGUCUGCGAGGUAUUUCAGUACUAUGAAGUAUCUGAAGCAGCAUUAUCUCAAAGUCCACGCAGCCAAGAGGUACCCCUGCACCCAGUGCGACAAAUCUUUCUCAACAGAGGCUGCAGCAAUAGCUCACACGAGGGUGUGUGGACUAGAGUUCACCUGCACUUGUUUGAAGAAUUUUAAUUCUUAUGAGGCUCUCCUCACUCACGCGAAACGACAGUCGCAUUCUGUUGACGAGAAAUAUAAAAAUAUAGUCAAACGUCAGGCCCCAAAGCCCUCGCCCAUCCCCACAAUCCACCUCGUCCCAGUUCUCAAAAAGCCCAUCUCAAUCCUGCCAUACACGCCCCCCCAGCCCCUGGAGUCCCCCCUCCCGAGCACCUCCAACGCGGAGACCCAGACGGACGACCUCCUCCGUCGAGUCCGCAGGACCCUGACCCCCUCGAAGUCCAGCAGACGUCGAGAGUCUCGCCAGACCCAGACCCACGUCCUCUCCAAAGACAGAAAGACCCGGAAAACCGUCGAGACCCAGACGACUCCCAGCAUUCGUGAGUCCUCCAAGAAGUCGUCGUCAGGGAAAAAGUCGAGACGAAAUCUCCACGUGAAGAACGACUUCACAAAUGUGAACUUGUUCCCGAACAGUCCUCUGAACCUCCAGCACGACGUGGCCAUCCAGGACUUCUGGGAGGAGCGGAACACCCUGGGGACGCAGACGAGUCCUGGGAAGAACCUGUUGGACGUCUUCAACGACAGCGUCACCCAGACGACCUUCUACCACGAAAACCCAGCGAUGGAGAAUGUCUUCAAGGACAGGAUCUCCUCGGCAGGUGCGUCGUACUCGAGGCUUUUUUAUCCCUCGACGAGCCGAUUGUCCCGAUCAGACCCGAUGCUGAUGGAGGAGACCUUCGGCGAUCGGUUCAGCAGCAUUGAGACGCAGACUGAGAAGCCCUACCCCCAGUCCAUCUUCGAUGCUGACACUGGGAAUUUGCUGAGCUCGUCCAACACUGAGACACAGACGACAGAGCAUUUCGAUAAUAUCGAGCAGCUUCUGUACAGCAACAUGUGCACGCAGACCUGCAAUGAUAUCCUGUCGUCGGAGCUGGGGCUGUCGGAUAUUCAGACGCAGACUGCCUGGCCCGAGCUGGAGGUCGCGGGGGGCCAGAAGGGGGACGACGAGGGCGAGGGGGAGAAGGGGGAUAUUUCGAUGAAUGGGUGCCGGUGGCUGAAUAUACAGACCAGUCACACGGAGACGCAGACGGAUCUGCUCAGUAUUUUUGAUGAGCUGCAGUAGCUUCAGGGGUGAGAUUUUUUUUUAGGGGUUUUUGUUUUUUUAUGGGCUGAUUUUUUGUUUGAGGGGCGGACGGAGUGCUGGUAAAAUGGGAAAAUUUAGGUUUAAAUUGUUUUAGGGGAGGCUGGGGUAAAAUGGACACUUCUUACUUUUUUUCAAAUGCUAAUAACUUAUUGAAUUGUUGAUGAAAUGAAGUAAUUUUUUUUUUCAACAAAGAGGACAAUUCUUCCUUCUUAUGAUAAGUCUAGACUAAGCUCAAUUGGGGAAUAUAUUUAUGAGUUAUGAAUAUUUUUUAAAAAGUCAAGUGUCCAUUUUACCCCACCCUCCCCUAAACGGCUCAUGACCCAUUUUUGGAUGGAAUAUAAUGAGCUCUGACUGAACUCAAUUGAUGACUUUAGUAUUGAGUUGGAUGUAUUUUAUGGAAAAUGGAAAUGUCCAUCGGGGAAGUUAUUUCAACCUCAUCAGAGACUUUCGAAUUUUAAAACUGAGAUCAAAUGAAAAGCUGCCAUUUCAUUCUGUUGAAUUACUAAUUGAA